Messenger RNA from Cornus florida, 468 nucleotides. RefSeq lists its product as uncharacterized. The coding region runs from base 1 to 468 and encodes 155 amino acids. The transcript has a single exon. NCBI's taxonomy places the organism in Eukaryota, Viridiplantae, Streptophyta, Magnoliopsida, Cornales, Cornaceae. The record is from RefSeq and is a predicted model, not a curated record.
AUGAAAUCAAGCUGUAUUAAUGAAGGAUGUGUGGAUGUCCAAACAACAGUAAGCUUUGUAAAGUUGUACCAAUGGCCGGAAUCGGACAAAGAGUUCCUGAGGAGGUUAAGUUUGAAUAAAGAGAGAGAUGAAGAUCAGACUUCAUCAUCAUCAACAUAUUUACUGAUGGAUGAUGAUGAUGAUGAUCAUAAAACUAGGGUUUCAAGAGUACUAGGAGCGCCUGCAAUGUCCUCCUACUGCCAUGAGAGCUUCUCGAGCAGACAAAAAUUCCUUCGAAGCUACAAUUUUUCCCGGAAAGAGAGUUUUUCCCAGAAAACGAAGAAAUACUUGGUUCGGAUGAUGAAGCCCAAGCGCUCCAACAACAACAGGUCUGCUAGUGGUGGCUCUAAUGGUGGUUGCUGCUUUGUUGAUACGUGUUUGAGGUAUUUGUUGGUGUGUGUGGUCAAAGUAGAUGUUCAUGAUCCAUAG